AUGCGUGCUUUGGUCCGCAUUCCAUGGAACGGCGAAAGCUCACCCGGACUGCGGACGCUGCAUGCCCUGAUUCAUCAUGUUGGGCAUGCCGCCGCCCAUGAUAUUAUUCGGCUGCUCCAUGUCGACGGCGUGGUGUACUUCUUAGAGCAAGCACUUGAGGCGGCACUUGGCCGGCGCGCUGCGGUGCGAGGGCGUUUCGUUGCAGUGAAGCGGUGGGUGUGGAAGUCGCAAGAAUACUGUAUGGACAGCGGAAAGGUCACACGCGCGGUGGGCGGUGCAGCGCAGGGCAGAGUGCAGCACUCGGUCAGCGGCUGCCAAGCGUCGAAAUGGUUGGCCCGUGCGGUCGCUGUCCAAAUGGCGGCGUGGACAAGCGGCAAUGUUGUUCUUCUUCGCUCACAGUGGAAAGGAAGCUGGCCUGGAAAGCUCACUGACGCCGACGGUAGGUUGACGGUGGAGUCCAGAAUCAAUUCCCCAAUCCCCAUGCGCGAAUCAAUGCGGCGGCAAUUGAGGAGGGGCACACGGGUACAUGUGAUGAUGGAGUGA
Molecule: messenger RNA, 543 nt
Organism: Pseudocercospora fijiensis CIRAD86
Lineage: Eukaryota; Fungi; Ascomycota; Dothideomycetes; Mycosphaerellales; Mycosphaerellaceae
Exons: 8
Coding region: 1-543 (180 amino acids)
Source: RefSeq, a predicted model, not a curated record